This is a messenger RNA of Seriola aureovittata, 7538 nucleotides long. RefSeq names its product GTPase activating protein and VPS9 domains 1 (gene gapvd1). NCBI's taxonomy places the organism in Eukaryota, Metazoa, Chordata, Actinopteri, Carangiformes, Carangidae. The transcript is spliced from 28 exons. Gene Ontology annotation, biological process: regulation of GTPase activity; vesicle-mediated transport. Bases 194 to 4621 code for a protein of 1475 amino acids. Gene Ontology annotation, molecular function: small GTPase binding; guanyl-nucleotide exchange factor activity. The record is from RefSeq and is a predicted model, not a curated record. Gene Ontology annotation, cellular component: cytosol; endocytic vesicle.
CUCCUCGUGAUGACAGCAAAUGACAGCAGUGUUCGCUUCUGCAGAACCCAGUGUGUGAGACGGCUAACCGCCAACAAACAAUUCCUUUGACUCGAGAAAUCUUUGGAUCAGCUGUGUUUAGAGAAACUGUGGACAACCAGGACACGCUAAUUACGUUGGUCAUUUACCUCUCUGCCUGUGUGAGCUGGUUAAGAUGGUGAAGCCAGACAUCCACACUCUGGCCCACCACCUGAAGCAGGAGCGGCUGUAUGUGGCGUCGGAGAAGCAGCUGAUCCAGAGGCUCAACAGUGAUGUGCUGAAGACAGCUGAGAGGCUGUACCGGGCUGCAUGGAUCGCCAAGCAGCAGAGGAUCAACCUCGAUCGUCUCAUUCUCACCAGUGCGGAGGCCUCUCCAGCUGAAUGCUGCCAACAUGCCAAAAUGCUGGAGGACACACAGUUUAUUGAUGGCUACAAGACUUUGGGCUUCCAGGAGACAAUCUAUGGCGAGUUUUUGGCCCGGUUGAGGGAGAACCCCAGACUGGUAGCUUCCUGCCUGGUGGCAGGAGAGAGGCUGAACCAGGAGCACACCCAGGGGGUCAUCCAUACAGUCUUCACCUCACUUUAUGGCAACUGUAUCAUGCAGGAGGAUGAGAGCUAUUUGCUACAGGUGUUGCGGUACCUGGUAGAGUUUGAGCUGAAGGAGAGUGACAACCCUCGCCGUCUGCUGCGACGGGGAACCUGUGCCUUCAGCAUCCUUUUCAAGCUCUUCUCUGAGGGCCUGUACUCAGCCAAGCUUUUCCUCACUGCCACCCUCCAUGAACCCAUUAUGCAGCUGCUGGUGGAAGAUGAAGACCACCUGGAGACGGACCCAGCCAAGGUUACAGAGCGCCUCACUCCAGCCCAGCAGGAACGCUUUGGAGAGAAGGGCUCUGAGGGCUACAAACAAAGGGUGCAGGCAGCUGUGGAGGCCAAUGAAGCCAAGCUGGUAGCUCUGGUCAACAAAUUUAUCGGAUACUUGAAGCAGAACACCUACUGCUUUCCCCACAGCCUACGCUGGAUUGUGUCCCAGAUGUACAAGACGCUGUCAUGUGUGGAACGUCUUGAGGUAGGUGAGGUGCGCACCAUGUGCACAGACCUGCUGCUGACCUGCUUCAUCUGUCCCGCUAUAGUCAACCCGGAGCAGUAUGGUAUCAUCUCUGACGCUCCCAUCAAUGAAGUGGCCCGCUUCAAUCUAAUGCAGGUGGGGCAGCUUUUGCAGCAGUUGGCCAUGGCUGACGAUGAUGCAGACCCAAGGCGGAAAAGCAGUUUGUCUAAAUUUGAUAAGAGUUGUGUUGCUGCCUUUCUGGACGUGGUGAUUGGAGGAAGGGCAGUCGAGACCCCACCCAUGUCCUCGAUGAACCUUCUGGAGGGCCUCAGCAGAACUGCGGUCUAUAUUACGCAUAAUCAGCUGCUAGCACUGGUGGACUUUGUGCGGAGUGUGACUGCAGGGGACCACCUCCGGGAGGAAGAGCACAUGGCUCUGGAGAACCUUUUGGCCAACGUGCCCCAGUCGCGAACUGUGAAGAGCAACAGUCUGGAGCUCACUCCCUCCAACACCCCCCAGCUCUCUCCGGCUACCACUCCUGCCAACAAGAAGAACAGGCUCCCCAUAGGACAACACUUAGCUGCUAUUACAUCCUGGGACCCCACAACCACCACUCUGUCUGCUCACAUUCCAUUAGUAACCCCUUUUGCAGCUGCUCGUAGCCGCAGCCGUACCAACAUAGCCCAGGAGGGGGAGGCAGAGGCCAGCUCCCAAGAGUCCCUACAGGAGCUGAUGCCAGAGGAGGUGCUGGUGAUUUCACUAGGAACUGGUCCUCAGACUGUCCCUGGGAUGAUGUCAGAGAAUGAGGUUUUGAACCUGCAGAUGGCUGAUGGGGCCCAGGGGGAUGGACAUGCUGAUGAUACCAAGCUGCAUGGUAAACCAGACAAAACCCUGCGCUUUUCCCUCUGCAGUGACAACCUGGAAGGCAUCUCAGAGGGUCCAUCCAAUCGUUCCAACUCCGUGUCGUCUCUGGACCUGGAGGGAGAGUCUGUUUCUGAGCUUGGAGCUGGACCAUCAGGGAGCAACGGGGUGGAGGCUCUACAACUUUUGGAGCAUGAACAAGCCACCACUCAGGACAACCUGGAUGACAAACUCCGCAAGUUUGAGAUCAGAGACAUGAUGGGUCUGACCGAUGAUCGGGACAUCUCUGAGACAGUCAGUGAAACCUGGAGCACCGAUGUGCUCGGCAGUGACUUUGACCCCAACAUGGAUGAAGAUCGGCUGCAGGAAAUAGCAGGGGCAGCUGCGGAGAACAUGCUCGGCAGCCUGCUGUGUCUUCCUGGCUCAGGUUCAGUGCUGCUGGACCCCUAUGGCUCCACCAUCUCUGAGACCACGAGCGAGGCCUGGAGCGUGGAGGUUCUGCCCAGUGACUCAGAGGCCCCAGACCUGAAGCAGGAGGAACGUCUGCAGGAGCUGGAGAGCUGCUCAGGGGUCGGCAGCACCUCAGAUGACACAGAGGUCAGAGAGGUCAGCUCGAGACCAAGCACACCAGGCCUCAGUGUUGUCUCAGGUAUCAGUGCAACCUCAGAAGACAUCCCCAACAAGAUCGAGGACCUGCGGUCAGAGUGCAGCUCAGACUUUGGAGGGAAGGACUCUGUGACCAGUCCAGAUGGGGAGGAGUCAGGCCACGGAGCACACCAUCUGACAUCUCCACCCUCCCAGGCCGAUUCCUUACUGGCCAUGUUCGAUCCCCUCUCCUCUGGUGAAGGCUCCUCCACUGGUACAAUAGUGAGGCCCAAAGUGCACUAUGCCCGGCCCCCUCACCCUCCACCCGACCCUCCUAUCCCAGAAGCCAGUGCCCUGGGGCAAGAGAUGCGCCACUCUCUCUUCACACCUCACUGCCUGGCCCAGGCUGAGCUGGAGCACACCAAGCAGCGCCACUCCUUCCCUGACAGGCUGGUCCGCAGCCGCAGCUCUGACAUCGUGUGCCCAGGCCGCAGGCCCACAAGUGACCCUGGCCUUAACCGGCGGGUAGCAGUUGAAGAGCGCGACCCUGCUGGGGCCUUCGCCUUAGGACCCUCCUCAUCCCCCAGCAAGGACUCUCUGAAAGGAGAGGCUGAGGACAGGAAAGACAGUGAUGACGAGAAGUCUGAUCGCAACAGACCAUGGUGGAAGAAACGUUUUGUUUCAGCCAUUCCCAAAGCUCCAAUCGCAGCAUUUAGGAAAAGGGACAAACAGGAGAAAGAUGACAUUUCCCAGGAGCGUAUCCCACAAGAAGACCCAUUGCCCAGACACAGCAGUCAAGCGCAGGCAGCUGAAGACAUCCUGGACAAGUAUAGGAACAUCAAGAGGCCCAGCCCGAGUGAUGGAGCUGCAGCUGGAGCUUCCUAUGAUGGUACAGGAGAUCUCUGUGUUGAAGACAGCGUGCAUGACUCUCCAAGAGAAGAUACUCUGCAGAACAUUUCCACAGAUGACCUCCCAGACUCAGCCAGCCAGACGGCACAGCAGCAUGACUCCAAGUUCUCUUUCAGUGAUGCAAAGAAGAAGUUGAGGUUGGCAUUGUGUUCUGCAGACUCAGUGGCUCUGCCCAUCAUGGCCCCUGCAACCACACGAAAUGGGCUGCCUGACCACAUGGAUCCUGAAGACAAUGAGAUCGUCUGCUUCCUCAAGGUCCAGCUCGCAGAGGCCAUCAACCUCCAGGAUAAGAACCAGAUGGCCCAGAUCCAGGAGACCACGCGCUGUGUCAGCCGCUUCGACGCACGCACCUGCAGGAAGCUGCUGGCUGCCAUUGCGGAGGAUUACAGAAAGCGAGCACCAUACAUAGCUUAUCUAACCAGGUGUCGUCAGGGCCUGCAGACCUCUCAGGCCCAUCUGGAGAGGCUCCUCCAGAGGGUGCUGAGAGACAAGGAGGUGGCGAACCGCUACUUCACCACUGUCUGUGUGAGGCUCCUUCUUGAGCACAUGGAAUCCAAGAUGCUUGACUUUAUCAAGGCUUUCCAGGGGUGCACAGCGGCGGAUGACAAGACGGCAGCAGUGGAGGAUUUUCUGCGCUACUUGUACGGUGCCAUGGCCCGUGAUGCCAUUUGGCAGUAUGCAAGUGAGGACCAGCUGCAGGAUGCCCAGAUGGCUAUCGAGCGCAGCGUUAUGAACCGCAUCUUUAAGCUGGCCUUCUAUCCCAACCAGGAUGGAGAUAUUCUCAGAGACCAACUUUUCCAUGAACACAUCCAGCGGCUCUCAAAAGUUGUGACGGCCACUCAUAAAGCUCUUCAAAUCCCAGAGGUUUACUUGAAGGAGGCUCCCUGGCCCUCUGCACAGUCUGAGAUCAGGACCAUCAAUGCGUACAAGACGCCACGAGACAAAGUCCAGUGUAUACUGCGCAUGUGUUCCACCAUCAUGAACCUCCUCAGUCUGGCCAAUGAAGACUCCGUCCCUGGAGCAGAUGACUUUGUCCCUGUACUUGUCUUUGUCCUCAUAAGGGCAAACCCGCCCUGCCUGCUGUCCACCGUUCAGUACAUCAAUAAUUUCUACGCCAGCCGGCUGAGUGGGGAGGAGUGCUAUUGGUGGAUGCAGUUCACCGCGGCGGUGGAAUUCAUUAAGACCAUCGACGAUCGCAAGUGAAGCAGAACAGCCACCUGUAUGGGCAGACUGCGGGGGAAGGAGCCGGGAGACUGGGAGACUUCCCAACCAACUGCUCCCUCUGCACAGCUUAUAAAACCUGGCCCACAGCCUGCUCUUUAUUUGUAUAGCUUGUACAUAGCCAGAGACGUUGAAAGAUUACAAAAUAUAUAUUACUGUAUGUAUGUGGACAAAUCCAGGUUUUAGCCGUGGUGAAAAAAAGAAAAAAAAAAAAAACGGCCUUGGGGAAAAAUUGGCAAGAUGUUAACUUUGAACCUGAUUUGGAUUUUUCCUUUUAUCUUUGUCUCUUCAGUAAUGUUUCACUUUUGGGGUCUGUAUUAGGAAUUUUAUAUACACACAGUUACCAAUAUGACAUUAAAUCAACGUAAAAGAUAAUCCUAUAUAAAGGGACCAGACUUGCUUGAUGUGAUCACUGAUCUUUUUUUUUCCCCCGAGUGAGAGGGAAGGGCUUCCAAUUAAAUUACAGUAUAAUGUUCAUUAAAUGCAUUGUAACGUUGGGAUUUACAGUGCAUGAUAGUUACUGAUGGGAUUUAGUGACUCAUAAACACUGAAAUCACUUCACAAUAACCAUACUACUCAUCAAGGUUAGUGUAUCAAACAGUAGGGCAGCUUAUUUCAGGAAUUGUUUACUUCAUCUUAUUCCCAAAAACACGUGUGUCAGUGACAAUUUGGACAUAAGGGCCCACAUAUUUAUAUGAAAUAAAAUGUAUUUAUUUCUGUAAUUCUAUUUAAUGCUUUUGUUUAUCUAAUUUUAAAAAAAAUGAAAAUGCAUAUCAUGCCCAUUCGAGAUGUCUGAGGCAAGUGGUGUUAUUAUAAUAAACUUGCAAGAAAAGCUUGAGUUAGGAAGGCACCUUAGCAAUGAGUAGCCCUAAAGUGGGGAUGCUGGACGGUGAUGAUACAGGGUCAGUUCGUGCACAGAGAAGUGGUGGCAUUUAUGGAUAUAUUGAAAAUAGUGCCUUUGGUGUGGGGCGCUCUGUACAGGUAGUUAUUUUUGAGUUUUUCUUUUUUUUUUUUCUUUUUUUUUUAUCCAGCAUAGACAUUAAUACCCCCGCCCACACACACACAAACACACUCCAAUGGGCCAACCACGUCCCACUGAGACACCUUUGUCCAGCCCUCGCCGCAGGAACAUGAGCAUCACCACAUCACUGAUUGUCAUGGCUCUGUCCCUUUAAUGCACUUGAGUUUGAACAACAGUCCCCUCUGGUUUUCUCGAUCCUACCUCAGAGUUGAAACCAAUGAGCCUGAUAUUGGUCUGUAUACAGUUAACUGUCCUGCAUUGGUUUACACCAGAGUACUGGAUCAUUUUUGCACUGGUCAAAAAAAAAAAAAUAGUAAAACGGUGACGGGGAAGGGAGGAAAAGUUGGAAAUUGACCUGCUGUGAUGCUUAUUGUCGUCACAUCACCCUUAAUUAACACAAGCCUUCUUUAAUGAACAAAGACAUUUUAGUUUCUAAUCUUAUACCUGAGAUGCCACAUGUUUCCGCAUGGGCUGACUAGUGAACUAUUGGAUAUUAGCUCUACCUCCUCAUAAGUUCAAGAAAGGGACUCGUGUUUAUGUGCACUUAUAUUUCUUUCUUUUUUUUCUUCCAAUUUGGCGUGCUGUGAUAUCCCAGUGUCAUUGUAUCUUUCCGAUAAUAGUACAAGCAUGUCUUUAAUUAUCCAGAAAUAACUAAAACUCCUUUUCUCUUGAAAUCCUCUGCUUCAUUUUUGCGCACAGAAGUGCCACAUGUAUUAUAGUUUUCGAUAAUCCAUUUCUUUUCAUGGUAAAUGACCUGACAGCACAAUACACAGUAGGAUAGAAGAGCAAAUAAUCAACACUAUUGACUUGUUACUGACUUGCAGUUUAUGCUAAAGUGGUUGGUGUAGUACAUGAGUGUGGUUUUUGUCUAGUGAGUGUGUGUGAGACGACUGCGUGAUUGGUUGACCCUCUGCCUCCUCUUGCAUGAAGUCAUUGAAUGGUCUGUACAUUCUCAAUCAUGAUAAACAGUAGAAUAGGAUUAGUAUCUGCCACAGGCCAGUAAUUGAACCUGCAAGAGGAUGCAAAGCCUCUCUUUGUGUCCGUGAUACUUGCAUAUCAGAACUCGAUUUAUUUUGCACAAAACAGACGUCUUUUCCUGGAAAGAUUUGACAGGGAGCAGUGCAUUUUGAAAUGUCUUUACUUUUGGCAUUUGCAGUCAUAACAUAAACAUAUUGUGAUUAAAAUGAUAUUUGAGUAGCGAAGUUAAGCACCUGACUGUUACUCUCUCGAGCUGAUGAACAUCCAUGUUUAUGAGCAACAUCACAAAUGCAUUUUUAUAUCCACCUACAGUAGCACGUGCACUAGAUUCGUAUGUGCAGUGCACUUCCUUGCAGGGUCUGUGUAAUCAAUUUGAUGAGAAAACCAUGCACUGGAAAAUCAAGUUGCAGGUUGCAUCUAUACUAAUUAGGUUUAUGUGAUGUCACUUUAAUUGGAAAUACAUACUGCACAAAUCUGAUGAAAUUAUUUGGACCUGGCUUAUGUUUCAGUGUUUCCUCAGAUAGCCGGUCACAGCAGCUACGAAUGACCCCAGUGGAGGACUGAUCAAAGCAGCAAGUUAUUUACAGACAAACGCAUAUGGCUGUAAUAGCAUCUGUACGUUUUUAUCCCUGAUCGUAUGCAAACCACCGGGCACUGGUGUCAAGUACAGAGACUAAAGAGUUGGUCCGUUCUUCGAAGCUUUACUGCUCUGCUCCCUGUACAAUUGAGUUGAAAGGCUGAGCAGAGGAAAAAAAAAAACAGAAGUUUUACAUCUUACAUCUAAUUUUACAUUUAAUUGUAAGCUUGCACAAUUAUGACAUGCGGGGAAAGCCGGUUUGUCUUUACUGUGAUUAAUGCAUUAUGUAAUUCUUUAAAAACAAUAAAAGAAGCAGAAGUUUU